Ricinus communis (castor bean) is the source of this 1011-nucleotide messenger RNA. RefSeq names its product glutathione S-transferase F9. Lineage: Eukaryota; Viridiplantae; Streptophyta; Magnoliopsida; Malpighiales; Euphorbiaceae. The transcript has 3 exons. Gene Ontology annotation, cellular component: cytoplasm. Gene Ontology annotation, molecular function: glutathione binding; glutathione transferase activity. Bases 87 to 731 code for a protein of 214 amino acids. The record is from RefSeq and is a predicted model, not a curated record.
CUCUGCCUUUAUGAGAUCGACAUCUUAUAGGAGCCUCCCAAGUCUCAAGUUCUCACUCACUGUAAUUGUUUUGAGAGAAAAAGAAAAUGGUGGUGAAAGUGUACGGUCCAGCCUAUGCGUCUCCCAAGAGGGUGCUUGUUUGCCUUAUUGAAAAGGGCAUUGAUUUUGAGACCGUACCUGUUGAUCUUAUCAAAGGAGAGCACAGAAACCCUGAUUUUCUCAAGUUGCAGCCUUUUGGAGCACUUCCUGUAAUUCAAGAUGGAGACUACACUUUGUAUGAGUCGCGAGCAAUCAUAAGGUAUUAUGCAGAGAAGUACAAGUCUCAGGGCACUGAUUUGCUUGGAAAGACUAUAGAAGAGAGGGGACUGGUGGACCAAUGGCUUGAAGUAGAGGCACAGAACUAUCACCCACAUGUCUACAACAUGACCCUUCACGUUUUGUUUGCAUCAGCCUUGGGGUUUACUCCAGAUAAGAAGCUCAUCAAAGAGAGUGAAGAAAAAAUAGCAAAGGUGCUGGACAUUUAUGAAGAGAGGCUCUCAAAGAGCAAGUACUUAGCUGGGGAUUUCUUUAGCCUUGCUGAUCUUAGUCACUUACCCUUUACCCAAUACUUAGUUGGUCCGAUGAAGAGGGAGUGUAUGAUAAAGGACAGAAAGUAUGUGAGUGCUUGGUGGGAUGAUAUCAGCAGCAGGCCAUCUUGGAAGAAGGUCCUCGAGCUCUAUCGAUCCUUCUAAGGAUCUGGCUAUGGUGUGUUUUUAUGUUUGAAUAACUGUUACCAACGAUUAGCUGGUACUCUUUCUUCUGCUUGUUUUAUGUUUUCUGCCCUUGGAGUGUACUGUUUGGCUUUUGCUGAGUAUUCAGAAAAAACAGAAAAAAAAAACAGAAAAAAAUCCUUGCGUUUCUUGCAAGUAAUGAAAUAAGUGAUUGUGUGAAAGAAUAAGUGUACGUGUAGAUAUGAUUCACUGAAUAUUCAUGGAUUGUCUACAGAGUCCAUAGUGACAUCUUGAGAAGUAA